This is a messenger RNA of Puccinia graminis f. sp. tritici CRL 75-36-700-3, 1530 nucleotides long. RefSeq names its product alphaK I23. Lineage: Eukaryota; Fungi; Basidiomycota; Pucciniomycetes; Pucciniales; Pucciniaceae. Gene Ontology annotation, molecular function: ATP binding; protein serine/threonine kinase activity. Bases 1 to 1530 code for a protein of 509 amino acids. The transcript has 4 exons. The record is from RefSeq and is a predicted model, not a curated record. Gene Ontology annotation, biological process: protein phosphorylation.
AUGGGUGACAUGCUCAAAUGCCUCAAGUGCAACCGAUGGUCGACUGAGAAGCAUUUUGACAACCAUUGCCUUGAAUGUAUUGUUUCCCACAUUAAAACCGGUCCCUCCCAAGCAAACCAAUCAUCCCCUUCUGGUCCCUCAGCUCCUCAUACCCAAAUCCUCCCCAGCCGGAUCCACACCGCUGGCCCAGCUUACUCUGCGGCUCCACGACGUGUUUCGACUCCUCAUGAUACUGGGACUCAUGUUUUCUACCGAGGAAUCGCCAAAGAGCUCCGUGGGGUCAAAAAACGCGAGGCUUCAGCUACCAAAUCUAGCCGUGCCAGUACUUCUCGCACCCCCGAUCCCAAGCAAUCACCUGAAAAGCGGUUUGUGAAAGCCGGUGUCACAGUUUAUAUUGAUGAUCAACCACAAAAGAAGACGGGGAUCAUUCCAAAGGUCUUGGAGGUGGAUACCAAGAAGCCCAACUUCUAUGAAGACUUCCGACAUCAUCUAUGGACACUAUUUUCUGAAGAAAUCCUAGCCAAAACCGAAAUCACUUUUCCCCCUGAUCCAGAACAAUACACUUGCUUGGGAACACUCAAUUCCAAGAUUGAAAACCAUGGCACCCUCUUAGAUCUUGCCCGAACUGGAAAGACAAUCAAGAGUGCCGCAGUCAUCAAUUUAUUUUAUCAGCAUCCCAUCGAAGCCUUUCCGGAUACUGUGCUACCAACCGAGACACGUACUAACCGCAAGAGAAAAUAUAAUGCAGAUCCACCCAAGACAUCCAAAUCUGCCACAUGGGCCCUUGGUGGGAAAAUUGCGACCAAACCAGUUCGGGGACCAGCUGGCUUAUCAGCACAAGUCGACACCCUCAGCCACCCAGUGACGCAAAGGUUACAUUUCUAUACGAUUGAAGAACAGCCCCCACCGGAAGCAAACCAGAAGUCUUAUGUUAUCAAUGAUUACAUCCACGCUGUCACCUUCCCUUUCGACAUCAAAGUAGAUAGGAAAAAGCAUGUAGGCGAGGGUAGUAGUUGUCAAUCUUAUCCAGCUCAAGUACGCUCAUCAGAAAAUGGGCAAGAGGUCAUCAACAAAUGGGUUGCCAAGAUUCGUUAUUCUGACCCCCAACCGAAUGUAUCUAAUCAUGCCAGUGAUGCCAUCACCUAUCGGGGUUUUGGCCUGAUCCUGGCAGAAUUUAAGGACCUCAUCAGUGAAAAACUUGAUGGUCUGCUGAAGAUUAAAGGAAGUCAAAUUGAAGGCUUUGGUCCCAUCCUCACUGAUCCACAAGUGGUUGAUCUGAAUGCUAAUGCUUGGGCUGAGGGCAACAGUGCUGGUACAGGAAUCGAUGCAUUUUUGAAUGAACAUGUCUGUUCAACAGUUUGUAAUAUUCUGAACUUGGGUCAGGGAGGUAAGGCAGUAGAUUUGAAGUGGAAACGUCCCACUCCUCGGCAACCACUUGCAUUCGACAGGAUCCUUGCCUCAAAGAAUCGAGGAGUCUUCAGUGGCUCAGAAGCCUCUGAUGAUAGUGACUUACCGGAAAUCCUUUCGUGA